Molecule: messenger RNA, 787 nt
Organism: Manduca sexta (tobacco hornworm)
Lineage: Eukaryota; Metazoa; Arthropoda; Insecta; Lepidoptera; Sphingidae
Exons: 5
Coding region: 145-726 (193 amino acids)
Source: RefSeq, a predicted model, not a curated record
CGUAAACAAUAACCAUAUCCACCCAAAGCAUAUUAUUUUUGUUAGAUCGAUUACAUUGCUCCUAAGCAACGUAUCCUCAAAGAAGCCAAGCAAGAAUAUAAGUCUGUUCCAUAUAACGAUUUCAUUUCCACGUCAAAUACAAAAAUGGAAAAUUCCGCACCGGCUGCUAAUAUAAGCAGACCCGGACGGCGGGAGCCAUCCAUAGACCCCGUCAAAGCUCAAGGCGUCUUAAAAGCUGUGACGAAGAAGUCGAGAGACGCAGCACGACUCUGGCAAGAAAGAUGGGGUUUCUACAGACAGAUCAGAAAUAUACAAGAAGAGGAAGCUCAAAAGAUAGGAAUGUCGUUGGAGGAAUAUAAUGCAGCAUUGCAAUCAGUGAGCUGUCAUCCUGUGCCGCCCAAACCUAGCGUUGUAGUAGACCCAUCGCCAACACCCUUGCCUCCGACCACGUCUGGUACUGUCGGUCGUCGCGCUCUGUGUCCGUUAGAGCGUUACGGAAAAUUGGUGAAAACAAACAUCGAUUAUCCGACUCGUCCGCCAUUGAAGCCAGGCCAGCUCUACGAUCCAUAUAAACAAACUUUGAUUUUCUUGGGAAGCGUGGUUGGCGACCCGAUAUCCUAUAAACUGCCUCCAUCCCGAUGCGAGGUGACGGACGACAUGUGGGCUCGACCACAACAGCUCUCUACGACUCCACUUGGUCGAAUAGAAGAAGCAUUUAGACAGUAACCACAGUAAAAUAUGUCAAUAAACCAUUUUCUACGUUUAUUACACAAUAAAUAAAUCAUUU